Chondrus crispus (carragheen) is the source of this 303-nucleotide messenger RNA. RefSeq lists its product as hypothetical. Bases 1 to 303 code for a protein of 100 amino acids. The record is from RefSeq and is a predicted model, not a curated record. The transcript has a single exon. Lineage: Eukaryota; Rhodophyta; Florideophyceae; Gigartinales; Gigartinaceae.
AUGUUAUCCGCCGUGCUUUCGAAGCUCUUCACCUACACCGUUAAUGAAAGCCCUUACAUUGAGCUCUUCAAAUGGCUCACUCGCGUCCUUUCACACGACCCGGUCAUUCCCGCGGGCUCUACUGAAAAAUGGAAAGCUGCUGCAGGGCUCAAUGACUACCUCGCCGCCUCGCUCUUAUUCACCCCACUGUUUCAAGGAGUCAUGGCUUUUCUAGCUGGAGCAACUCUCUCCAUGUUGGUGAACUCUGCCCUAAGCAUAGUUGGUGGUAUACGCCUCCAGAAUGGCGUUCCACACGAAGACUAG